Messenger RNA from Sesamum indicum (sesame), 1617 nucleotides. RefSeq lists its product as uncharacterized. The record is from RefSeq and is a predicted model, not a curated record. Gene Ontology annotation, cellular component: chloroplast envelope. NCBI's taxonomy places the organism in Eukaryota, Viridiplantae, Streptophyta, Magnoliopsida, Lamiales, Pedaliaceae.
CUCUCUCUCUCUCUCUCUCUCUCUCUCACACACACACACACACACACACACACACACACACACACACACACACAGAAUUCAGUGAACCCCCCCUGAGUUCAAUCAUGGUUACAAUUCCACGCCCUAAUCCCAUGAAUAGUUGAUGGGCCAGUAUUGCGAAUAGCUUCAGUGAUAACAUAAAUGGCUCUCAUGCUUCAAACCAUCUCCGGAAACAAGAACCCCAGCACCUCUAAUCUCCUUGUCUCCCAGAGCCGUUUCUUGAAAUCCCUGAAAUUCUAUUUUCCACCCUCAAAUUCAAGAACCCAUUUCCUUAAUUGUAGAUUUUUGACAUCCCAAAGUUACCUUUUCGCCGCCACUAAAGUCAAUGCCUCUUUCGAAGAACCGUACGGAGCCUCACAGAAUCAAGUUGGCGGGAAUAGCAGCAGCAGCUUCGAUGCUUUUCUUUCUGCUGUUGAAUUCCUCAGCCUCGCUUCCUCGGCGGCGGUUUCUGUUUACAUCGCCGUGAGAUGUGGGAUACAGAAGGGAGGAGCUUUGGGGUUGUUGGGGAGCAAGAUUUUAGUGUGGCAGUGUGUGGUUCUGGUGGGCGGGUUGGUGGCUGGAGCGGUGAUACGGCAGCGGCAAUGGAGGAGGGUUUGUGGGGUUGGGCUUUCGAGAGCGCCGGCUUCUUCUGGGGCUAAUUUGUUGGAGAGGGUGGAGAAACUGGAGGACGAUUUGCGCAGCUCGGCGACGAUUAUUCAAGCUUUGUCGAGGCGGCUUGAGAAGCUGGGCAUUCGGUUCAGGCUCACCCGGAAGGCUCUCAAGGAACCUAUUGCUGAGACUUCAGCGUUAGUCCAGAAAAAUUCUGAGGCCACCCGAGCAUUGGCAGCACAAGAGGACAUUUUGGAGAAGGAGCUUGGUGAAAUACAAAAGGUUCUGCUUGCUAUGCAGGAGCAACAGCAAAAACAGCUUGAGCUCAUUCUUGCAAUUGGGAAAGCUGGGAAGUUGUUGGAAACCAAACGAGUAAAGAGUCGAGAUCAGAAAGCACCCGAGACUUCUGAAUCAUCAGUGGAUGGAGUAGCAAAUUUGGAAAUAAACCAAAUCGAAACUCUGGCACGGAAGAAAGAAGCCAACAACGACAGACCUUAGAUUUCCAAUACAAACUUGGACAUGGUCCUGAGUCUUGUUUGACACUGCAAGCAGAGUGCUCGAUCGCAUUCUCUUCAUGGUCAAGCUUUGAUGGUUCACAUAUUGUUCCAGCUUGCAGCUGUCAACUUCGGUAGGCAGAUAGAAAUGUGUUCCAGCUCGUUGAGAUAUCAUACUUGUAGGAGAAAGAUGAUGGAAAGAAGGGAGAGUGCCACUGUAUUCAUCAAACUUCUUUCCAUGCUGUAGUUUUUGGCACAGAACAGAGGAGACAGAGAGAGAUGGAGCACAAGGCACCAGAAACAAAAGGCAGUUCUUCAUCAUCACAUCCGGUAAUGAGUCGUUGCACGACUAUGUUAUAUGUUCAGCAAAUGUACCUCUAAGAACCAUAUGAUUUUUGAACUCAUCUCCCGCACUUGUUUCUUCCUACUGUUACUUCAAGUUCAACUGCACUCCGUUUCAUUAAUAUAAAAACUCCCUACUUUUUCUUGUCUUCCA